UUGCCCACAACAAAGAUGGCGUCCCAACGUGCGCGCUGACGCAGGGUGAAGGGGCGGAGUCGGCGGACGUUUCGGCGGGAAGCAGCAAUGGCGGACGUUGCCAUGGAAGCGCCUGGGCCUGAGAAGCCCCCGAAAGGCCAUUACGAGCUGCCCUGGGUUGAAAAGUACAGGCCUCUGAAGCUUUCAGAAAUCGUUGGGAAUGAAGACACUGUCAGCAGACUGGAGGUCUUUGCAAGGGAAGGAAAUGUCCCCAAUAUUAUCAUCGCAGGUCCUCCCGGAACAGGAAAAACCACUAGCAUCCUCUGCUUGGCCCGAGCCCUUCUGGGUCCCGCCUUGAAGGACGCUGUUCUGGAGCUGAAUGCCUCAAACGACAGAGGUAUUGAUGUUGUGAGGAACAAAAUCAAGAUGUUUGCUCAGCAGAAGGUCACCCUUCCAAAAGGCCGGCAUAAGAUCAUCAUCUUGGAUGAAGCAGACAGCAUGACAGACGGAGCCCAGCAAGCCCUGAGACGCACCAUGGAGAUCUACUCCAAAACGACGCGCUUUGCUCUUGCUUGCAAUGCCUCCGACAAAAUCAUAGAGCCCAUCCAGUCCCGUUGUGCCGUGCUCCGCUACUCCAAGUUGACGGACGGCCAGGUGCUGGCGAGGCUCAUGAAAAUCGUCGAGAAGGAGAACGUGCAGUACACUGAUGACGGCCUGGAAGCCAUCAUCUUCACCGCCCAAGGGGACAUGAGGCAGGCGUUGAACAACUUGCAGUCCACCCAUUCCGGCUUUGGAUUUGUAAACAGUGAGAACGUCUUCAAGGUGUGUGAUGAGCCCCAUCCGUUGCUGGUGAAGGAGAUGCUUGGGCACUGCGUCAGUGCAAAUAUCGACGAAGCGUACAAAAUCCUGGCCCAUUUAUGGAAGCUGGGCUACUCCCCCGAAGACAUCAUUGGCAACAUUUUCAGGGUGUGCAAAACCUUCCAGAUGGCUGAGUAUCUGAAGCUGGAAUUCAUUAAGGAGAUUGGCUACACUCACAUGAAGAUUGCAGAAGGGGUGAAUUCGCUCCUGCAAAUGGCGGGACUCCUUGCCCGGCUCUGCCAAAAGACUGCAGCCCCAAGUGCAAGCUGAGCGGCAGAAGGCUGCCCCGGGUGUGGGAAGGGAUGCUGUGGGAUCCAACUCCCGGGAUAUGCUUUGGGUGGGCGAGACGGCUGCCGGAACCUGUCUCACGUUCUGCCGCAUCGGUAGAUUUUAUAAUCCCUCCCCCCCCCCCAAAAAUAAAGUGUGAUACAAAUAA
Messenger RNA from Anolis carolinensis (green anole), 1273 nucleotides. It is a transcript of the gene rfc2, whose product is annotated as replication factor C subunit 2. Gene Ontology annotation, cellular component: DNA replication factor C complex; nucleus. Gene Ontology annotation, molecular function: ATP binding; DNA clamp loader activity; DNA binding. Bases 88 to 1107 code for a protein of 339 amino acids. Lineage: Eukaryota; Metazoa; Chordata; Lepidosauria; Squamata; Anolidae. Gene Ontology annotation, biological process: DNA repair; DNA-templated DNA replication. The record is from RefSeq and is a predicted model, not a curated record. The transcript has 11 exons.